Messenger RNA from Psammomys obesus (fat sand rat), 6432 nucleotides. RefSeq names its product tenascin R (gene Tnr). Lineage: Eukaryota; Metazoa; Chordata; Mammalia; Rodentia; Muridae. Gene Ontology annotation, molecular function: protein binding. The record is from RefSeq and is a predicted model, not a curated record. The coding region runs from base 589 to 4665 and encodes 1358 amino acids. The transcript is spliced from 23 exons.
GAGAGCUUGCGAGAGACAGCAGAGCGGUCCCAGGCUUCCUGAACGCGUCAGAGGCAGGAACCGACUGUGCUAAGGCUGUUGGCUCAACACGCAUAGACAGAGCCGGAGCAGCCUCAGAGACAGGGAAAGAAGAAAGGGUCCUCCCUGACCCAAGGAUUUACCACUAGUGGAGUACAGCUAUCUGACUUUUUGGUCUUAUUUUGGGUGCCUCUUCUCUCCUUCUCCUGGUAGACCUACCAGCUGGGUUUUGUUUCUUUCGUGAAACCUUCUCUCUGCCUCUCAGAAAAAAAAAAAAAAAAAAGAGGAAGGGAAGAGAGGGAGAGAGGUGGGUGCUCUAGAUGAGCGCAUCAGCUGUCUCCAGCCCGAACAGACAAGAAUUCUCUGCCUAGGAAGCUGCUCUCACUCUCCCGGCUACCCACCCCCCCAACCUGGGUGUCUGUCUCAGCUCAGAGAACCAAUCUCUUCUGGAGUUAGAAUCAAAGAGUACGCCAUCAAGAGAAAACAUCAGAGAGGACGACAUCAGGAAGAUUCCUGUAACUCCAUGCUGGCUAUUACAGAAAGAUCUUGAACCAAGCUCUGGCUGAGAAGAUGGUGAUUGACGGGGAGACAGUGGUCUUAAAGAACAUGCUCAUUGGGGUAAACCUGAUCCUGUUGGGAUCCAUGCUUAGGCCUUCUGAGUGUCGCCUGGAGGUGACCACAGAAAGGGUCCAGAGACAAACUGUGGAGGAGGACGGACGGGCUCCCAGCUACAACACAUCCAGCAAGGAACAGCCUAUGGUCUUCAACCACGUGUAUAACAUCAAUGUACCGCUGGAAAGCCUCUGUGCCUCAGGGCUGGAGGCCUCAGCUGAGCAGGAAGUGAGUGCCGAGGAUGACGCUCUAGCGGAAUAUACAGGCCAGACCUCAGACCACGAAAGCCAAGUCACGUUCACCCACAGGAUCAACCUCCCCAAAAGAGCCUGCCCAUGUGCAAGCUCUGCCCAGGUGCUGCAGGAGCUGCUGAGCCGGAUCGAGAUGCUGGAGAGGGAGGUGUCGAUGCUGCGAGACCAGUGCAGCACCAACUGCUGUCAGGAAAAUGCUGCCACAGGACAACUGGACUAUGUCCCUCACUGCAGCGGCCAUGGCAACUUUAGCUUCGAGUCCUGUGGCUGCGUCUGCAAUGAAGGCUGGUUUGGCAAGAACUGCUCAGAGCCCUACUGCCCACUGGGCUGCUCCAGCCGGGGCGUGUGUGUCGAUGGCCAGUGCAUUUGUGACAGCGAAUACAGCGGAGAUGACUGCUCUGAGCUCCGGUGCCCGACAGACUGCAGUUCCCGAGGGCUCUGCGUGGACGGGGAAUGUGUCUGUGAGGAGCCCUACACAGGCGAGGACUGUGGGGAGCUGCGCUGCCCUGGGGACUGUUCAGGGAAGGGGCAAUGUGCCAACGGUACCUGCCUGUGCCAAGAGGGCUAUGCUGGUGAGGACUGCAGCCAGCGGCGAUGUCUGAAUGCCUGCAGUGGACGAGGACACUGCCAGGAGGGGCUCUGCAUCUGUGAGGAGGGCUACCAGGGCCCUGACUGCUCAGCAGUUGCCCCUCCAGAGGACUUGCGAGUGGCUGGUAUCAGCGACAGGUCCAUUGAGCUGGAAUGGGACGGGCCGAUGGCAGUGACGGAAUAUGUGAUCUCUUACCAGCCGACGGCCCUGGGGGGCCUUCAGCUCCAGCAGCGGGUGCCUGGAGAUUGGAGUGGUGUCACCAUCACGGAGCUGGAGCCAGGUCUCACCUACAACAUCAGCGUCUACGCUGUCAUUAGCAACAUCCUCAGCCUUCCCAUCACUGCCAAGGUGGCCACUCAUCUCUCCACUCCUCAAGGGCUACAGUUCAAGACGAUCACAGAGACCACCGUGGAGGUGCAAUGGGAGCCUUUCUCCUUCUCCUUCGACGGAUGGGAGAUCAGCUUCAUUCCAAAGAACAACGAAGGAGGGGUGAUUGCUCAGCUUCCCAGCGAUGUAACCUCCUUUAACCAGACAGGGCUGAAACCUGGGGAGGAAUACAUUGUGAAUGUUGUGGCUCUAAAGGAACAGGCCCGGAGCCCCCCUACCUCUGCUAGCGUCUCUACUGUCAUUGAUGGGCCAACGCAGAUCCUGGUUCGGGAUGUCUCUGACACCGUAGCCUUCGUGGAGUGGACCCCGCCUCGAGCCAAAGUCGACUUCAUUCUUUUGAAAUAUGGCUUGGUGGGUGGGGAAGGCGGAAAGACUACCUUCCGGCUGCAGCCUCCCCUGAGCCAGUACUCGGUGCAAGCCCUUAGACCUGGCUCCCGCUAUGAGGUGUCUAUCAGCGCAGUCCGAGGAACCAACGAAAGUGAUGCCACAAGCACCCAAUUUACAACAGAGAUUGAUGCUCCCAAGAAUUUGCGAGUGGGUUCCCGCACAGCAACUAGCCUUGACCUUGAAUGGGAUAACAGCGAGGCAGAAGCUCAGGAGUACAAGGUUGUAUAUAGCACCCUAGCGGGAGAGCAGUACCAUGAAGUGCUGGUCCCCAAGGGCAUUGGUCCAACUACCAGAACUACCCUUACAGAUCUGGUGCCAGGCACAGAAUACGGAGUCGGAAUUUCUGCAGUCAUGAACUCGAAACAAAGCAUUCCCGCUACCAUGAAUGCCAGGACUGAACUUGACAAUCCUCGAGACCUCAUGGUGACAGCCUCCUCAGAGACCUCUAUCUCUCUCAUCUGGACCAAGGCCAGUGGUCCCAUUGAUCACUACCGAAUUACUUUUACGCCAUCUUCUGGGAUCUCCUCAGAAGUCACUGUGCCUAGGGACAGGACUUCAUAUACACUGACAGAUCUAGAGCCUGGAGCAGAAUACAUCAUCUCCAUCACAGCAGAGAGGGGUCGGCAACAGAGCCUGGAGUCCACUGUGGAUGCCUUCACAGGCUUCCGCCCUAUCUCCCAUUUGCACUUCUCUCAUGUGACCUCCUCCAGUGUCAACAUCACCUGGAGUGACCCAUCCCCCCCAGCAGACAGACUCAUUCUGAAUUACAGCCCCAGGGAUGAAGAGGAAGAGAUGAUGGAGGUCCUCUUGGAUGCCACCAAGAGGCAUGCUGUCCUGAUGGGUCUACAACCAGCCACAGAAUAUAUAGUGAACCUUGUAGCUGUACAUGGAACAGUAACCUCAGAGCCCAUAGUUGGUUCCAUCACUACAGGAAUUGAUCCCCCCAAAAACAUCACAAUUAGCAAUGUGACUAAGGAUUCGCUGACGGUUUCCUGGAGCCCUCCUGUCGCACCGUUUGAUUACUACCGAGUAUCAUACCGACCCACACAAGUGGGGCGGCUGGACAGCUCCGUGGUGCCCAACACUGUGACAGAGUUCACCAUCACCAGGCUGUAUCCAGCUACUGAAUAUGAAAUAAGCCUCAACAGCGUUCGGGGCAGGGAGGAGAGUGAGCGCAUCUGCACCCUGGUGCACACAGCCAUGGAUAGCCCCGUGGAUCUGAUUGCUACCAACAUCACCCCCACAGAAGCCCUGCUUCAGUGGAAAGCACCCAUGGGUGAAGUGGAGAACUACGUCAUUGUCCUCACACACUUUGCAAUUGCUGGAGAGACCAUCCUGGUUGAUGGAGUCAGUGAAGAAUUCCAGCUUGUUGACCUGCUUCCUAGCACUCACUAUACUGUCACCAUGUAUGCUGCCAGCGGGCCUCUCAUGAGUGGCACCAUCGCCACCAACUUCUCCACACUCCUGGACCCUCCUUCCAACCUGACAGCCAGUGAAGUCACCAGGCAAAGCGCACUGAUCUCCUGGCAGCCGCCCAGAGCAGCGAUUGAAAACUAUGUCUUGACAUACAAAACUACGGAUGGAAGCCGCAAGGAGCUGAUUGUGGAUGCCGAGGACACCUGGAUCCGACUGGAGGGCCUGUCAGAGAACACAGACUACACAGUGCUCCUGCAGGCAGCUCAGGAUGCCACACGGAGCAGCCUCACCUCCACUGUCUUCACCACAGGGGGCCGGAUGUUCUCUCAUCCUCAAGACUGCGCCCAGCAUUUGAUGAACGGAGACACUCUGAGUGGCGUUUACACCAUCUUCCUCAAUGGGGAGCUAAGCCACAAGUUGCAAGUAUACUGUGACAUGGCCACAGAUGGAGGUGGCUGGAUUGUAUUCCAGAGGCGGCAAAAUGGCCAGACUGAUUUUUUCCGGAAAUGGGCUGAUUAUCGUGUUGGAUUUGGAAAUCUGGAGGACGAGUUUUGGCUAGGGCUGGAAAACAUCCACAGGAUAACAGCCCAGGGCCACUAUGAGCUGCGUGUGGAUAUGCGGGAUGGACAGGAGGCAGUCUUUGCCUACUAUGACAAGUUUGCAGUGGAGGACAACAGAAGCCUGUACAAGCUCCGCAUAGGAGGCUACAAUGGCACUGCAGGAGACUCCCUCAGCUAUCACCAGGGACGCCCUUUCUCCACUGAGGACAGAGACAAUGAUGUUGCAGUCACCAACUGUGCCAUGUCCUACAAGGGUGCUUGGUGGUAUAAGAACUGCCACCGGACCAACCUCAAUGGGAAGUAUGGGGAGUCCAGGCACAGUCAGGGGAUCAACUGGUACCACUGGAAAGGCCAUGAAUUCUCCAUCCCCUUUGUAGAAAUGAAGAUGAGGCCCUACAAUCACCGUCUCACAGCCGGGAGGAAACGGCGAGCCUUGAAAUUCUGAGCACUAGGCAGCCAGCCGCCAGCCAAACGAUCUUUUUCUGUCAUUUGUUUGUAUUUUAUAAUAUGAGACAAGGGGGGAGGGGCAACCAUAAUGUGCUUCACAGUAUAUUCAGAGUAUCUGAAGGAAGCAGGGAUCAGUUAGGUACCAUCUGCUCAUAGUUUCUGCUGCCUUGGAGCCCUUCCCUCGGGCUACAUGCUCCCUGCUAACCACUCCUUUAUCACCCCCACCUUUCUCACAGAGGAGGAAACUGGGGAGUUUAAUGUACAAUUCAGAAACAGGCCACAAAGUACAGAUUGUUAUGGCGAUGCACACACACACACACACACACACACACACACCACACACGCACGCGCGCAUCUUUCUCUGCCCUCCUUCUGAAAAAAAAAAUCUUCCAACUUCUAACUAAUAGUGAACUGGUCACAGCUGACCGUGGUUAGGUGACCACACCAGCCAAGAAAAGCUUCAACAAGAAAGCUUGGCCAAUCAGCUCUUAAGAGGGAAGACACCCACCACAGCCUCACGCAACAGUUCAUUGAAAUGGGCAGAAGAGUCUCACAUUCUGACACUUAACUCUCAGGAGGCGUGGCCUCCCUUCCAGCCACACCCAUCCUUAAUUCUAUCCCCUAGAUCAUAUAGACCUACCAACCUGGUUACCAAAGCUGCCUGCUUCUGACCUGGGUCAUACAAUAGAUGUGCCCAGCCCCUGCCCCCACCACCACCACCACCACCACCCGGCCCAUGUGUCAUAAACCACUGUCGUGGAAUAACUUUCUUCGGUGGUGAGACUGGGAAAAGGGUUUUGUUUCUAGCAUAUUUGCAUCUGGCACUGAGAAAGGAUAGGAGCAGAAAUCAGAGCACCUAGCAGGAAAUCUGUAGUUCCCAUUGGAAACUGCCCUUGUUUAGUGCUGCCUUUUGCAUUUAUGAUCUGAUUUAGUGUUGAUUCCUCCCCCUAAUGUCAUAGGUGAAGGUCUCUCGUUCUUUCCCUGGCCAGGCUAUACUCAGUGCAAGUGGCUUAAUAAGAAUCAGUGGAAUAAAUUGGAUAAUCCCACCCCCACUCCAACUGAUAACCCUGGGGAGAGAUAGAAUGUUUGCUCUGGUUGUUCAUUUGCUUGUUUUGAUCCUGUGGUAAACAGAAGUGACCCCUUCAAUGAGGUGAGAUCAUGAGAAACAUUUUCCACCUCCCUUUUUUAUUCUGCUUUGAGAAGAAAAAUGAAAAGUACCAGAGGAAAUUGCAUUUAGAACUCCAAAGGUGAGAGGAGCAAACUCUCCACCCCUACAUGAUUUGAUUUUUAAGCCCUGGAGAGCUAGAGGCUGCAGACGCCAUGACUUUUAGCCUCUCCUCAAAUCAAAAACCAGCCCGUCUUCCCUGCAGCAUCUGCCCAAGUUGUGCCAAGUCUCUCAGCCACUUUCUCCCUGUCCUCACUCUUCCCUGAGGCCCCAGUAUGUCUGCUGUAGGACCCAUGGCUACCAUCUGGGGCAUCUUGUACCUUUGCCAACUAGUUACUGGAUGAGCUGAUAUCCUGUAAUAGAAACAGCCACUGUCUAACCAAACUUUGAACCAGAAGCACCAAUCCUCUUGGGCUGACGACCACAGGCCAUUGUGACUGACAGUGGAGUUAGCUUGCUAUUUUCUGUAGUCUUCUCCAUCUUUGUGAUUCAGACUCAUUGGCAUACUCAAGGCUGAAAAGUACAGGUGGAGUUUUCAUUUCUUUUUUUUUUUAAUUUUUCAAUUAGGGCUUAAUUUAUUUUUAACACAAAUAAAGUAAA